This is a messenger RNA of Desarmillaria tabescens, 1872 nucleotides long. RefSeq lists its product as uncharacterized. The transcript is spliced from 14 exons. Gene Ontology annotation, biological process: transmembrane transport. The record is from RefSeq and is a predicted model, not a curated record. Gene Ontology annotation, cellular component: membrane. The coding region runs from base 1 to 1872 and encodes 623 amino acids. Lineage: Eukaryota; Fungi; Basidiomycota; Agaricomycetes; Agaricales; Physalacriaceae. Gene Ontology annotation, molecular function: transmembrane transporter activity.
AUGGCUACUACCGCCGAGAAAGAAAAGCGUGACUCGGAGUCGUUUCACGAGUACACCAACGCUGGCGGGCGCAAGGCCGAAUCUACCCAGAACAUCAAUGCCAAGCUAGCUAAUCCUCUCGCUGGAUUGUCGCAUGAACAGCUAAUUCAGGAUGCAAAGGAUUUCGCCAAGCGUUAUGAUUUGGACGAUCUAUCGCUGGAGCUACAGAAGGGCGCUCUCGUCGCCCAGGACACUACACUGUUCGAGACUCUGCCAUUACUGGAUGAAGACGACAGAAUCGCCCUUAGGCGGGAGCUCACACAUCGCUGGGAUCAGCCAAAAAUGUUGUAUUAUCUCGUCAUCCUGUGCUCAGUCGCUGCAGCCGUGCAAGGCAUGGAUGAGACUGUUAUUAACGGAGCUCAACUUUUCUUCCCGAAACAAUUUGGCAUAGAUCCUAAUACACAGGAUGGUAAUGCUAGUAAGAAUCAAUGGAUACUGGGUCUAGUAAACUCCGCGCCUUAUUUAUGCUGCGCCGUCCUGGGUUGUUGGUUAACGCAUCCACUAAAUCAAUGGUUUGGACGUCGAGGGGCCAUCUUCAUAACAGCACUAUUUUCGUUCCUCACUUGCAUAUGGCAAGGCGUUACCAAUUCCUGGGAACAUCUCUUCGUUGCUAGAUUCAUCCUCGGAAUUGGCAUUGGUCCUAAGAGCGCGACAGUUCCUGUAUAUGCAGCCGAGUGCGCGCCUCCACCUAUUCGCGGGGCCCUCGUAAUGAUGUGGCAAACUUGGACAGCCUUCGGUAUCAUGCUCGGCUUUGUUGCCGAUUUGGCUUUUUAUAGAGUGCCCGAUAAGCCACAUAUCACCGGUCUCAACUGGCGUCUAAUGUUGAGUAGCGCUGGCCUUCCCGCUCUUUUCAUUGUGGUUCAAGUGUUUUUCUGUCCCGAAUCUCCUCGGUGGUAUAUGAUGAAAGGCCGUUACAGGGAAGCGUACAACUCCCUCUUAAGAUUGCGACACAAGCCCAUCCAAGCCGCGAGAGAUUUGUAUUAUAUUCAUGUUCAACUCGAAACUGAGAAGCAGAUUACUCGGGAUCGGAGUAAAUUGUGGGAGCUUUUUUCCAUUCCACGGAAUCGCCGUGCUACCCUUGCCUCCGGUAUUGUUAUGUUCAUCUGCGGUAUCAACGUCAUUGCAUACUACUCGUCUAAUAUUUUUUCUGAGGCCAAUUUCACCGAGAUUCAAGCACUUUUGGCUUCGUGGGGCUUUGGCAUGGUCAACUGGUUGUUUGCGUUCCCUGCCGUAUGGACUAUCGAUACUUUCGGUCGUCGCAACCUACUCCUGACGACUUUCCCGUUGAUGACGAUCUUCUUGCUUUUGACUGGCUUUGCCUUCUGGAUUCCUGAAGAAAAUGAACAUGCGAGGAUCGGUGUGAUCGCUUUGGGUAUCUACCUGUUUACAAUGGCGUACUCGCCUGGAGAGGGACCUGUGCCCUUUACCUAUUCAGCUGAGGCAUUCCCUCUAUACAUCCGUGACUUAGGAAUGUCGUAUGCUACUGCAACACUUUGGUUCUUUAAUUUUGUUGUCUCUAUUACAUUUCCUCGGCUUCUUGGGGCGUUCAAGCCUCAAGGCGCUUUUGGUUGGUACGCCGCAUGGAACGUCUUUGGGUUUUUUGCUAUAUUGUUAUUCCUGCCCGAGACGAAGGCGCUUUCUUUAGAAGAACUAGACCAAGUUUUCAGCGUUCCGACACACGUACACGCUGCAUACCAGAUUAAAGCACUUCCGCACAACAUCAAGAAGUAUAUCUUUAGAAUGAACGUGCCAGACCUACCACCGUUGUAUGACCAUGAACAGCUUGAAGGAGCUCCGAAAACGUAUGCGCCUGGAGGGGCGGGCCAUGCAUGA